UAAAAAAAAAAAUAGUAAUGGCCACUUCAGAAAACUUAAGGUAACCAAUUGAAAUUUGGUUGGUACAUAUAUAGAUCUCAGUUGACAAUACAAGUACAGUCAACAAAAAGCACAGUCAGCGAAAAAAAGCUAUUAGAUUCUGCUAUUAGAUUUUUAUAUAACGUUAUUGAAAUAAACAACUUUGCGCCUUAUUAAUAUUUUUUGUUUCUUACCUACCCUACCAACUUUGUGCAAAUUAAUGUUCAGUUUUUAUUAUCUUCUCAAUUUUGACAACCCUAGCACUUUUAAAUCGCUACACGCCGUUUGUAUGAAGAAGAAAAAAUGUACAGGCUAACAUUGCCCACUCAUUUUAAUAGGAAAGUAUUUCGAGCAUGUAUUAUUAUGUCGAGUAAAUUUUUGAACCGAUCGCCUUCAUUGCCAAAAUACUUUCAUUGGUUUUUAUGGCAACCAAAUAAGGUCUAUAGUUGCGCUAAAAAUCACGGUGGGCAAUGUUGGCUAAAAGUCCAGAUAACUUUACCCGACCUCAAAAUCGGUCAUAUGAUGGAGAAAACGUUGACUAAAGUUAAAUUUGCAGUUAAAUUUAAAUGCGCAUGAUCUCGGUGUUACCACAGAUACAUAAAUAUUUCCGAGGUUUCAUACAAAAAACUAGAAUUUUUUUAGUUUUUCCCAAAAAAGUGGGCAAAGUUGGCGUAUUUAACGGUACCUAGUUAGUCAGUAGUGCGUGUUUUUUUUUUCUUUUAACAGAAGAAGGGGAAUCGACACAAUAAUACAUAUAUAAACAAAAUCAGUGAUAACAACGCUCACAAGCAAUGUAAUGACAUUCUAAGUGGACAACCCAACUAAGGCGACUGAGCAAAACUGUGGCAAAACCCUGGUAAUAAUUACUGGAAACAAUAAUCAUUUUCGCCUCGAGUGUCAUAGGUAUGGUCGGACGUGAAAAAAGUAAAAUUUUCAGGAGAGCCAAAAAAAUUGGCACUUUAGUUUGCCAUUAUUUCACGAACUAUGUGGGCUAGACAUACCAGGCUUUUUUUUAUUGAGAAAGGCCUUUUUACCUUCUAUUUUGGAUACUUACGUAAAAACGUUGUAGUACCGUUGAUACUAUUUAAUAGGGCGCUAUUUAUGCAAGAAGAUUUUUCUCAAUUGAACAGUAAAAGAGAGGCAUAAAAUCGUAUUUUGACUUAAUUACACUCAACUCGUUGAUUAUUUUAGGCAUAAGGUCUUAAGCUCAGAUCCGAAACGUAGUAAUGUUACUAAAAUUAUAGGCAAAACGUCAUAUGUAAUAAAUGUGUGUCAACAUUUUAGAUGUAUAACUAAACGCCAACCACAAAAUUGAAACAAUUCAAAGGAAAAAUUAUGGAAAAAGACGGAUGUGAAAACAAUGCUUUAUGCUUCAUUAAAAUAAGGAAACUCAUGAAAUCCGACCUUGUGCACUUUCAUCGUCUCGGAAACAUGGUAGAAAUUCGUAAAAAAAAUAAUUCACUAUUUAUUAGCGUUAUGUUAAAAUAUCAUUUUUGUUGGAUGUUCAUAUCCGACGUUAUGGAAGUUGUGUCGAGAAUUACUUAUUUCAGUCAGGAGAUAUCCAUAAAGCAAGUUUUAAAAACUAUUACUAUUACUAUUGUUUAGAUUAAGCAACGUCCGCAUUUAUUUAUGAAGUUAUUGGGUGACGUGAUGUACCUAACAUAAUUGGUGUGCUAUAGUAUUUCAAUUGAUUAAACUAUUGUAAAUAUCCGAAAUAUACGGAUCCUAUGGGCCCUUGGAUCCGGAUCUCAAAUUUGACGGAUAUCCGGAUAUUUCGGAUAUCCGGAUCUCAAACCCUACCUACAAUGUAACCUGAUUCUUACAUACAAUAAAAACUUUGAACUUCGUAAGGUAUUUCUGUUAUAUUUAUGUGUAUUUGAUAUAUACUACUCAGGAUACGAUGUGUAAUUGAACAAUGGUAGAUGUUGCGUAUUAGACAAUUCUCAGUGUUUGGAAUUCACACACGUCACAAAUUUGAUUUCAAGUUACCGAAAGAAAGGCCCGUUCCUGCUGCGAUUUCAAUCCAAUACAAAUUGUACCUAUCAACUUUAAUUUCUCAUUCGAGAUUUAACCUCAAUUCUUUCAAUUAUGUUACAGAAUAUGCACCUGAUAAUUAAUUGAUUCGUUUACUCUUGAACCAGAUUGCAUUUGAUAUUCACCUUGAAUGUAUUUAGAUAAAGAAAACAAACCAUUAACUACAUUGCAUACCAAACGUGCUUAUAAAUACGCCGUUUUUACCGUUUAUCUUUACAACAGUAAUGUUAGACGAUGCGCGGAUUCUUAAUUACAAAGUAAAAUAUAACCAGUCUAGCAGCGUGAAAGUGCAUCUUCUUGCGUAUUUACGAACAUACUGGAAUAAUUGUUUUAAAGUAACUGCUUCCCUGUCAGCUAACAGCUGGAAUCUAUUCCUAAAAAUAAACAAACAAUAUAGUAAUGGUAAACGACAGUUGCAGUUGUUUGUUUUGCUGCAUAGUUCAAAUUUCCCUCUUGCCGUUGGAGACAUCCAGUCGCGUACCUGUCUGGCGAGCGGCAAUCGUUACCGUCCGGCGCGCCGGUCUGCAUCGGCAGGCAUGCGCACUCCGCUAGUUUAUCUGAGUAGGAAAUGAGGACCGAGGCAUGGAAGCGCGUUCUCGGUGCCGCGACGGCGAGGAGUCCCCGGCCGCUGCCGCGCCGCCGCGCCGCCCUCACCCGACACCCGCAGUCCACUCGCCGCGCCGGCUCAGCGCGCUACACGCUAACCGCAACAUGGUAAUGGACAACCGAAUGAAUGAAGAAAAUAAAAACGACAACAACUCUUCCAUAUUUAUAAUUAACUUUCAGUAUGGGGAUGUUGUAAACUAUUCUUUGGUUUUAGUUAAAGGAAUAAUAACCAGGGGAAAUUCAAACAAUAAUGAUAAAAUACUAUGCACUGUUACAAAUGGUGGAGUUCAAAAUAAGUCAGAAUGGAUAAUAUACAACGGAGAGUUCAAAGCGUUAAUUGAAUUGAAUAAAGGCGAGAAUAUAAUUGAUUUUGAAUAUACCGGACAGCAGCGUAAAACCUUACUACUCGAUUAUACACCAAGAAGAACAAAUUUAAGAGUAACACCAGUUUACAUAAUUUGCCAAGGACACGAUGGCUAUUUCCAAAGUCCACCUAAUGUCGACAAUUCCGUAGAAAGUGCUUGUUUACGCAUAGCAAUUGGAGCUAAGCUGAUUCAAAGUCUAACUGCAGAAAAACUUUUUGAAAGUGGAUUCGGAAGAAAAACAUUCCAGCUCGAACACGAAGUCAACCCAAAAAGUCCAGAAUGCAUUGUGUUCCGAAGCAACCUAAACGUAAACAAGGCGAGAAAAAUGAAACAAGCCGAUUUAUGGGCUCAUUUUGGCAGAGAGCUUAUGUUAUCUGAUUUAGGCAGUAAUGAGAGAAAAUUUCUAGCAUUUAUAUCAUGCACGAGGUUCAAGGGCACUGACUUAGACAAGCCAAUGACUCAUGAUGAGAUCGUUUCAUUGACGGAAGCCUAUGCAGCACUUGGUGGUGGAGGUUUAGCUUUGUUCGGAACCGCUUGCUUGUACACUUGGCCGACGACUGCGGACGAAAUCAUUUCAAAGUUCCAAGAUACCUCUCCUGUAAACACACGUCGUUUUAUGGACGACAGCGGAUAUCGAGGCUCACUUGGAGCUUGUUUUGCUACGACCCUGGGCUCGGUGUUUCAUGAACUAGGACAUACGUUUGAUCUCGGUCAUACAAAAGACGGUAUCAUGGGCAGAGGAUUUGACCACAUUGACAGAGUUUUUACAGUAGGUGAGAAAAAAUCUGUAUUAUCAAAAGACAAUAUGAACAACUUUGGAAAACCUGUUCAACAUUCAACAGUUUCCCUUCAGCGUAAUAUAAGUGUUACAAUGAACGUGGCUGAACCGCUCCGAGUAUUAGGACCAAGAAGCAAAACAACGUUAGGAAAUUUUGCGGCAAUGUCAAAAUCUGAUAUUAUCCGGAGAAGUCCCAAUGUCACGCCUAUAACAAGGCCAUCUAGUGUGUACUCCAAUAUAUCAAACAGGAUGACCGACUCCAGAAAAAAUGUCAAUCGGACAAAUGGAAAUGAUUCUAUUUUUUGGACAAGAAAUUGCGCUGUGCUUUUAUCAUACCACAGAUGGUUUAACAACGAGUACGGUAGAGAAAGGCAGGCAAUAACUAGAUAUCUUAAAUUUGACAAAAACAAAAUGAUGAUAAUAUCUACGGCAGGAAUAAGAAUAGUAGAAGUGAGAGAUGAAUCAAAUGGAAUGGUGUUAGAUUCAUAUGAAUUUACAGAUCUUUUACCCGAAAAGAGAUUUUUGGUGCCUUUUACCUUUUCACCUAAAAGUAAAGUUUUGACUAUAGUGGUUGAAGAUGAUUUGGGAAACGUGCUAAAACAAACACUUUCUUCUUAUUAAGCUUUAGCAGAAG
Messenger RNA from Cydia pomonella (codling moth), 4435 nucleotides. RefSeq lists its product as uncharacterized. The record is from RefSeq and is a predicted model, not a curated record. The coding region runs from base 2635 to 4422 and encodes 595 amino acids. NCBI's taxonomy places the organism in Eukaryota, Metazoa, Arthropoda, Insecta, Lepidoptera, Tortricidae. The transcript is spliced from 2 exons.